AUGUCUUCGGCCAGAGAUGAUAAAAGAGUGGAAGCCCUCAAGGCCGAGCGUGAGCAUAUGGCGAGAAUGAUACGUGCGGUGGAUGAACGAUUAGCCCGCGAGGUCGAAUCAAUGUCGCAGAGAUAUCGAGAAAGUGUAAGGGAUGAUUCAGUAGCACGGGGCGAAGGUGUCCGUAGUCCGGAGAGGGUUAGGCCAGUGGCUUCGAUGACAUCUAAGCCUAUAGAUAGCGAGCCACUCAUGCGGCGCCGUCGAAACUCUUCAGAUGACGGAAAGACUCGGACACCCUCAUCCAGCAGGCGAACCACUGCCGGGAACGAUGAGUCCGAGAGUGAACAGGAUGGGAGCGAGUCAAGUCCAAGCUCUCGAGCCCUGGUUAUUUCAGAUAAGAGGAGGAAUGCGAAAAAGAAGAAAGCAAUACAAACCGUUCGUUUUGAGCACUCCAAAAAUGAAAGAAGUUCGCCAGCCUCUCCACCCGACUCGGAAAUAUCAAAAAAACAACAAAGCAAACAUUCCGCUGCCAACAAGGUAUUAAGACACCCUAGACGGAAUGAUAACGUCGAGGCGGAUGAUCCAGCUUCACAAUCAACCCCCCCAUCAGCGCAACCCUCCUCCUCUCAGACCACAUCCAGGAGACCAAGGCAAGACAAUCGGGGGUCAGCAGACGCAGAAGAACCGACGGCAGCGGAGAAUGCUAAAAUCAACACCGUCCAAUUUCGACACCAACUCUACGUCAAAAUGGGUGUCGUCGAUCCAGUAACCAAUAAGACUGAUUCCAAGCUUUUGAGAGCUCGCCGGCAAUGGGUGUUGGAGGAGUGCUUAGGUCGUGGGAUGCGGCUGGACUGCACAUUUAAGUCAUAUCCAUAUGAGACCAAGAUGUACCCUUCUAUCAAGACGAUCCACGCAAUUUCACCCAAGGAAUGGGGAUGGAAUCGGGAGGUGGUAAGAGAUAUAAUCCGUAUAAUGUGUUGGGACCGGGUACGCAAUUUCCGUGCUCGCGAUCGUGCCUUAAAUCCAGAGUCUAUCCCACCGGCGGACCCAAACCGCCCAGUUGAUCGUCGAACACUACGCGGGAAGAAAAGAACGCCAAUGUCCGGAGAUGAUAACACAACUGCAGGAAAAUCGGCUACUGGUGCUCGGGUGAAAAGUCAUCAAUCUACAGUACCUGCGAGAAUUGAAGUCCCAUCACCCGAUGCAUCUUAUCCAUCAGAGCCGGAACUCCCAAUAGAACCAGACACCCCCCAGAAAAGAGCACCAAGUCGUCCCUCCGCAAGAGAUCAGAGAAUGGAGUCCAGGGAUCCGGAUAUUGGUUUGUCAACUGCAAUCUCAAAUGACUUGGAUGACGGCGAAAGACUCAACACGAAGGGCAAGAGCAAUGGUAAGAGUAUUCCUGUGAUAAGGUCAACUCGACAGAAGGCCACUAUAUUACACUCACCUCACGAUACGGCAGUCUCAACAGAGCCACUAGCAGAUCUAUCAAGCCCUCCCAUCCUAAUCAGUCCCAUACUCAAAUACAAGAAGGGAAAGCCAUUACUGCCUAACUUCCCACCAGGUAUUAGCCAGAGAACGUCCUUAGAGACUUCAGCGGGAGAGUCUUCAGGUGAAAAAGAUAUUUUCAAGGUUUUUAUGGGUAAGAAAAUCUUUCGCUUUGCGAACGAUAUUGAUUGGGAAGAAUUCGAGCAUGAAAUACAUAGCCGGGUUACAUUGGAGGCUGGAGAGGCUUUGUUCUAUCGUGCGCGAGGGGGGACGGGUCGAGACAAGGAAUGGAAACCUUUGUCAUACGCGGUAGAGAUGGAAAAUAUGAUUCGGCGGUUUGCACAUUGUGGGGCUGAAGUAUGCGUUAAGGAGUCGCGUGUUUUCAUAGAAGAAGAAGAUGAUGACUCUGAACUGUAUAGUAAACCUGACCUAGUGAAUGGAGGACAGAAAAAGGUACCCGCGGAGAAGGACCGUGACGGAGGGCAAAUUCAGCCGUGCCUAGAUGGAUCAAUGGCAAUGAUGAAUAUAAACGGAUCACAGGUUAAAGUCAACGUUCUGGAUUUAACAACUACCAUGACAAAGGAGACGGAGAAGAACACAGCUGCAGAACUAGCUGCUGGAAAAAAAAAGAUUGCGGAAGAAAAGAAAAAAGUUGCAGAAGAAAAGAAAAAAAAGGCUGCAGAGGAUAAGAAGAGAGUGGCGGAAGAGAAGAACGCAAAGAAAAGAAAGGAGACAGAUGAUAUCGCCGAUAACCAGCCAGUUGCAAAAAAAGGAAGGGGUCGUCCGAGGAAAAACGCUAACUCCAAUAUGACAACAGACAAAUUUAAAAACUCUCAACUAUCCGGGAGCCAGAGCCCAACUAUUGCUAAAUCAACACUUAGCCAUGUCGAAGUGCCAGCUUCACCGGAUAACGUUAACAACAUAGAUCCAAACGAGAAGGAAAAAUCUAUUGACAGUGCUAGUGUUAACUCGGAAGAAGCCAGCAUAACAGAUAGUCAAAUACCUAACAAUUCCCAGCGCAGAUCUGGGCGCAAAAUUACUAAAAGUAUGCGGAUAUUGUAUACAGAAGAAACCCAGAAGAUCGUUGGAGAGGCUAACCAGUUGAAAUCUGCAAAGAAGGAUUGGAAGAACGAAUGGAUUGAGUUUGAACGGGCAAAUCCACCGGCAUACAUGACAUCGAUCAUGGCCACUAAUGGGGAGGGGGCACUGCAUAUGAAUAGGUAA
Messenger RNA from Morchella sextelata, 2697 nucleotides. RefSeq lists its product as uncharacterized. NCBI's taxonomy places the organism in Eukaryota, Fungi, Ascomycota, Pezizomycetes, Pezizales, Morchellaceae. Bases 1 to 2697 code for a protein of 898 amino acids. The record is from RefSeq and is a predicted model, not a curated record. The transcript has 5 exons.